Molecule: messenger RNA, 1444 nt
Organism: Melampsora larici-populina 98AG31
Lineage: Eukaryota; Fungi; Basidiomycota; Pucciniomycetes; Pucciniales; Melampsoraceae
Exons: 5
Coding region: 14-1444 (476 amino acids)
Biological process (GO): regulation of mitotic cell cycle; protein phosphorylation
Cellular component (GO): nucleus
Molecular function (GO): cyclin-dependent protein serine/threonine kinase activity; ATP binding
Source: RefSeq, a predicted model, not a curated record
AUUCGACACCAAAAUGUCUUCAAACGGUCAGUCAAGCACUUCUAAUCCACUCUUCCAUUUCGAUUCCAUUUUCUCUUUACUUCAAAUACAACCACGAAUAAAUACAUCAAAAUGGGAUGAUUCACCACGAGGAUCAGAAGAAGAAACAGUAUCAAAGGAUGAAGAUAUCAAAGCUAGACCUUCUAAAAGAUCACGUCAAGCUGCUUUUUCUGAUUUGAAUAUUUCAAACAAACUUAAACAAACUCGUUCGGCUUUGAACUCAAACUCGGUUUGUUCUGGUUCAUCUAACACCAGUAGGAAUGAGAUGGUCCAGCAGGGGGAAGGUUUGUUGGGUUCGGUCGGUUCUGGGAAAAUGAAUGGGGUUUCUGGUCGUCCGACUCGAUCUCUUCAGUUACGCCAUUCUCAUCCUACAAUCCAAGGAUGUAGAUCAGUUUACUGUUACGAAAGAUUAAAUCAUAUUGAAGAAGGAUCAUAUGGAGUAGUCUUUAGAGCAAGAGAUAAAGAAUCAAAUGAGAUUGUAGCAUUAAAGAAGAUCAAGAUGGAUCAAGAAAAAAAUGGGUUUCCGAUCACUUCUUUAAGAGAGAUUCAUACCUUGAUGAUGGUUCAACAUCAAAACAUUGUAAAUGUUAGAGAAAUCGUAGUGGGUGAUACCUUAACCCAGAUAUUUAUUGUGAUGGAUUUUAUUGAACAUGAUUUAAAGACACUUUUAACGACGAUGAGAACUCCAUUCUUAUCAUCUGAAAUCAAAACGAUUAUGAUUCAAUUAUUAUCAGCCACAGCUUGUUGUCAUUCGAAUUGGAUAAUCCAUCGAGACAUCAAAACCUCAAAUAUCUUGAUGAACAAUCGAGGCGAGAUCAAACUAGCGGAUUUCGGAUUAGCCAGAAUGUAUGGAGAUCCAUCGAUGGGAAACCUAACGAGAUUAGUCGUCACACUUUGGUACCGAUCACCUGAACUUUUAUUAGGUUUAGAUGAUUAUCAUCCAUCUAUUGAUCUUUGGUCGAUUGGUUGUAUCUUUGCUGAAUUGAUCUUACGUGAUCCGAUCUUUCCUGGUAAAGGUGAAAUCGAUCAAUUAAAUCAAAUCUUUAGUUUAUUGGGUAAACCUCAUCAAGAUAAUUGGCCUGAAGUGGUGAAGUUACCGAAUUUUAAAAGUUUAAAUUUGAUCCAUUUACCUAAUUAUUCAACACUUAGAUCUAAGUUUAAGUAUUUAACUGAAUUAGGUAUCGAUUUGAUGAAUGCGUUGUUAACUUAUGAUCCUUCUAAAAGGAUUUCGGCUGAAGAUGCUUUACGUCAUCCUUAUUUUAAGUCAGUGAAAAAAAUCGAUAUACCAGAUAACAUUGAAUUACAUAUCAGGUUUGGUUACAGAAGGAGACAUGGUAUUCAGAUGGAAGGUGUUUCCAGCUAUGAUUAUCAUCGAUUGGAAAAGUACUCUGAUUGGCAUGACUAG